AUGCCAUUUAACAAGGAUUUCAAGCCAGUCGCCCUAAAGGAUACAAACUUAUUCAAGUCUAUCAAGGUCGGUAAUAUGGAACUUAACCAUCGUGCUGUUAUGCCACCUCUUACCAGAAUGAGGGCAACCAGCCCAGGUAAUGUUCCAAACUCCGAAUUAGCAGCCGAGUACUACGGCCAACGUAGUAAAGCUCCAGGUAGUUUACUUAUCACAGAAGCUACUUUUAUCUCCAAGAAAGCUGGUGGUUAUGAUAAUGCGCCAGGUAUUUGGAGCCAAGAACAAGUUGAAGCAUGGAAACCAAUUUUCAAGAGAAUCCACGAUAACAAAUCUUACGUGUUCAUGCAGCUAUGGACUUUAGGUAGACAAUCAGAGGCGGACACUUUAGCCAGAGAUGGUUUACCUUAUGUUUCUGCUUCCGAUAAUAUUUACAUUGAUGAUUCGUUCAAAGAAAUUUCUGAAAAGGCUAAAAAUCCUCAACGUGCAUUGACAAUCCCUGAAAUCAAACAAUAUAUCGAAGAUUUCAAAGUUGCUGCAAGAAACGCCGUUGCUGCUGGUGCAGAUGGUGUUGAGGUUCAUAGUGCCUUUGGGUACUUACUAAACCAAUUUUUGGACCCUAAAUCAAACCAUAGGACUGAUGAGUAUGGUGGUUCGAUUGAAAACAGAGCUCGUUUUGUACUGGAAGCUGUUGACGCUGUUAUUGGUGAGAUAGGUGCAGAAAAGGUUGGUAUUAGAUUAACACCCUGGGGUGUCUAUGGUAGCAUGUCCGGUGGUCAUGACCCAACUUUAUUGGCCCAAUUUGCCUAUGUCAUUGGUGAAUUAGAAAAGAGAGCAAGAGCAGGUAAGAAGAUGGCUUACAUUCAUCUUUCCGAACCUCGUGUAACUAAUCCAUGGUUGGCUGAAGGUGAGGGUGAAUACAAAGAAGGUUCUAACGACUUCGCUUACUCAAUCUGGAAGGGUCCUAUUAUUAGAGCAGGUAACUUGGCAUUGCAUCCAAAUGAUGUCAAACACUUUGUUAAUGACAAUGAUAGAACUUUGGUAGCUUUCGGUAGAUAUUGGAUUGCUAACCCUGAUUUACCACACCGUCUAGCAGAAGGCCUUCCACUAAAUGCCUACGAUAGAAAUACAUUCUACGACCAAACUGGUAAGGGGUAUAUUGACUAUCCAACUUAUGAUGAAGCAAUCAAGCUGAAGUGGAAUUGA
Messenger RNA from Maudiozyma saulgeensis, 1200 nucleotides. The record is from the annotation of a GenBank genome assembly. NCBI's taxonomy places the organism in Eukaryota, Fungi, Ascomycota, Saccharomycetes, Saccharomycetales, Saccharomycetaceae.